CACGGGAGGGGCCGCGCCGCGGGGAGCCGAGGGCGCCCUCCAGCGGCAGGGACAGGGGCGGGAACGCGCCCGCGCCGCCGCCCGUAACGGCGCCGCCGCCGGGAAAGGCUUCCGGCCGGCCGGGUCAGGCGCGGCGGCACUUCCGGCCGCAGCUGCAGCGCCAUGGCGACGGCUUUCAAUGGAACCAUUGGAAUAUUACAGAAGAUUUUUGAAAGAGAACUGUCGACCCGAUGGAAGGGAGCUGGGUGAAUUCCGGGCAACCACUGUCAACAUAGGUUCUAUUACAACUGCAGAUGGUUCUGCCCUGGUGAAGUUAGGAAAUACCACGGUGAUUUGUGGAGUUAAAGCGGAACUUGCUGCACCCGCAGCAGAUUCUGCUGACAAGGGAUACAUCGUUCCAAAUGUAGAGCUGCCAUCCCUGUGUUCAACAAGGUUUCGCUCUGGCCCACCUGGCGAAGAGGCUCAAGCAGCAAGCCAGUUCAUUGCAGAUGUGAUUGAAAGUUCACAGGUAAUAGCAAAGGAGGAUCUGUGUAUUGCAAAUGGCAAGCUUGCCUGGGUGUUGUACUGUGAUAUCAUAUGUCUGGACUAUGAUGGAAACAUCUUGGAUGCCAGUGUCUUCGCUUUGUUAGCAGCAUUAAAAAAUGUACAGUUGCCAUCAGUUACUAUAAAUGAAGAAACUGGUUUGUCAGAAGUUAAUUUAAAGCAGAAGAAUCCGUUGGUUGUCAGAAAGCAUCCGGUUGCCACAUCAUUUGCUGUAUUUGAUGACACAUUACUCAUCGUUGAUCCAACUGCUGAAGAAGAAGACUUAGCAACUGGAACAGUAACUGUUGUAACCGACGAUGAGGGCAGACUGUGUUCUGUCCAUAAACCAGGUGGAAGUCCUCUUACAGGAGCCAAGCUUCAGGACUGUAUCACCAGAGCAAUUACAAGACACAAAGAAGUAAAGACGCUGAUAGACAAAGUAAUAAAAAGUAUAAAGCCCAAGUGAAUAAAAGGAGAGAGCUUUUCAAAAAUGGAUUUGUAAAAAUUGUAUUUGUUACAGUGUUCACAAACCUUUUGUACUAAAUAAACAAAUACCAAUACUA
Colius striatus (speckled mousebird) is the source of this 1085-nucleotide messenger RNA. RefSeq names its product exosome component 8 (gene EXOSC8). The transcript is spliced from 11 exons. Gene Ontology annotation, cellular component: cytoplasmic exosome (RNase complex); nuclear exosome (RNase complex). Gene Ontology annotation, biological process: U5 snRNA 3'-end processing; U1 snRNA 3'-end processing; nuclear polyadenylation-dependent rRNA catabolic process. The record is from RefSeq and is a predicted model, not a curated record. NCBI's taxonomy places the organism in Eukaryota, Metazoa, Chordata, Aves, Coliiformes, Coliidae. The coding region runs from base 179 to 988 and encodes 269 amino acids.